Cladocopium goreaui is the source of this 699-nucleotide messenger RNA. NCBI's taxonomy places the organism in Eukaryota, Dinophyceae, Suessiales, Symbiodiniaceae. The record is from the annotation of a GenBank genome assembly.
AUGGAGAUUCGGGAGGUGUUGGGGCGCUUGGAACAAGAAGCCGCGCUGGCAUCUCAAGAGGUUGAUGCCAAGAGUGACGAUGGCUAUGUUGGGGGGACCGAGGGUGUUGAUCAAAACAAACUGCAGGAGGCUUGGCAACUGCAAGUGGAGUUGAUCAACGCCAAGGAGGAAGUGCGCCAAAUGCGUCAGCGACUGGCUACUGUCAAAGCCACCGGUGAGCUCUCCAGCCCGAAGUCGUCUCUGAGCCCAGGUGCCGGCUGGUCCGAGUAUGCUCAGGUGCCUUCAAUGCCUCAGUUGGUCCUUGAGCACGAGACCAGCAGAGAAAGGCCAUUUGCAGGGCCGCGCCAGAUUCAGCCCCAAGUGGCUGCGCAGGAAGCAGAGUGUUGCGACAUGUCCCAGGUCCACCACCUCGAGGAGCAGAACAUGGCGUUGCAAACGGAGGUGGAGGAGUUGCGACACAGCAUGGAGAUGGCAGAAGCACACCUUGAAGGCCAUCCUACUCCACAGCUGGAGGUGGCCCUGCACGAGUCUAGGGCCCACCUGCGGAUGUCUUUGCAGCAACAACUCCAAAGCUCCCAGCAGACAUUGCAGUCGUUGCGCGUUGGGAUCUUGGAGGCAGAAGAGCAGUUUGAGGCCGAGCACGAGAAGAGAUCCAAUGCGGAACGACAAUUGACAGCCUUGCGAUCGGAAAAGAAGUGA